AUGUCGCCGGAGUACGCCAUGGACGGGAGCUUCUCAGUGAAGUCCGACGUCUUCAGCUUCGGGGUCCUUGUGCUCGAGAUCAUUAGUGGCAGGAGAAACAGGGGAAUCUUGCACCCCGCUCGCAAACUCAAUCUCCUGGGCUAUGUAAGUAUAUAGCUAAUCUAUCGACCAGCCGUGGAGGACCUUAACAAUAUGUUUUAAUCUCACCAUGGGCGGGUGUUCUUCGUAGGCAUGGAGUCUGUGGAAGGAAGGCAAAGGGCUAGAGCUGGUGGACUCCUCUCUGGGGUACCCCAUCCCCAUGGCAGAGGUUCUCAAGUGCGCGCAGAUCGGCCUCCUCUGCGUGCAGGAUUGCCCGCAGGACCGGCCGGAGAUGGCGGCGGUGGUUCUCAUGCUCGGCGGCGACAACGCGGCGCUGCCUCACCCCAAGCAGCCGGAGUUCAUUAUGGCGAGGGUGCACGCUGAGGGCUCCAGGACAUCGAGCAAGGGACUCAUGCGUACUUUCAACGACGUCACCGUCUCCGACAUCGACGGCCGCUGA
This is a messenger RNA of Spirodela intermedia, 538 nucleotides long. The record is from the annotation of a GenBank genome assembly. Lineage: Eukaryota; Viridiplantae; Streptophyta; Magnoliopsida; Alismatales; Araceae.